AUGACAGGCGGUAAUCAAGAAAAUUUAAAUGAAAAACAGGAAGAUGAAUUCACUGAAGAUGAUCCAUUAAGAAGCCAAGAUGUUAAGGAAGUCUCACAACCAAGCGUAUGUGCUAAAUUCUGCCAUCUAAUCAAAAACAUGACAGUGGAAGCAAGUUUGUUAUUCCUCAUCAUGUCCAGUCUUAUUUCAAUGUUGACAACCCAAAACUUAAGCUUAGAAAAAGCUUGCCGCGUGAACUUAAAUUUUUCAGAUGAAAUCUGCACCUCCCUAAAGCUGCAAGAUGUCAACAGUCAGAAUCAGUAUGAAAAAGAGACUCAGAAACUGCUAGCGUCUGUAAUGGCUAAAAGAACUUAUAUUUCCGCCACGAUACCAUGCGUGAUCGCCUUAUUAGUCGGAGCAUGGUCCGACAAAACUGGACACAGGAAAGUGUUUCUGACAAUUUCAAUAUUUGGGCAAUUCCUGAUUACAAUUAAUAAUAUGUUAAAUGUUUAUUUCUUUCACGAGCUAAGCGUAGAAGUUCUCGUGUUCAGUGAAGCUAUUUUAGAAAGUUUUUCGGGUGGUUGGUGCGUAGGUAUCUUAACUGCCUUUUCAUAUAUCUCUGCAAUUACAUCCGAUGAAGACCGUACUUACAGAAUGGGAUUGUUAAACUUCUGUAUGACAGUUGGAUUUCCGGUUGGUAUGGGACUCAGCGGCAUACUCUUGAAAAAAUACGGUUAUUACGGAUCUUACGGACUAGCUGGUGCAAUUCACAGCUUGAAUGUUAUGUACAGCAUAUUUGUAUUGAAGGAUCCAAAAAGAAAUAAAGAACAAAAGAAGCACGAUAAACAAGGAAUACGCCACUUUUUUCGAACCUUCUUCGAUUUUGCCAACGUUAAGGAUACAGUAGGUGUUGUCUUCAAGAAAGCACCGAACAACAGAAGAGUCCGUCUUUGUAUUCUUCUGGCAGUAGUUACGGUUUUAUUCGGACCAAUGUAUGGUGAAGUAUCUAUAUUAUAUUUGUCGACCCGCUACCGAUUCAACUGGGAUGAAAUCAAAUUCAGUAUUUUCCAGACAUACAACUUUGUAACGCACACAGUUGGUACAAUUUUCUCGAUAUUAUUCUUUAGCAAAUACCUGAAAUGGGACGACUCAAUAUUGGGCAUAAUAUCGACGAUCAGUAAAAUAGCUGGAUCUUUCGUCUACUGUUUUGCACCGAACGAUAAAAUAUUCUUUAUUGCGCCUCUGGUUGAAAUAUUGAAUGGAACAGCGCUUUUGGCAAUGAGGUCUAUAUUCUCCAAGAUGGUGCAGCCGGAUGAACUCGGUAAAAUGAACUCAGUCGUGGGCUUGACCGAGAAUCUGAUGCCGUUACUAUACGUACCGCUCUACACUAAAGUCUACACGUCCACAAUGGAAGUUCUACCGGGGGCCGUGUUUCUGAUGGGCGCUCUCAUGACUCUACCAGCUGUUGGAGCUUUCAUAUGGCUAUUUGUCGAACACAGGCUAAGUCUAAGGAAAACGAAAUCCCAAAUCGAAAAUCAAUCUCCUGAUUAGUUUAAUAUUAGUUUUAAG
Molecule: messenger RNA, 1548 nt
Organism: Bombyx mandarina (wild silkworm)
Lineage: Eukaryota; Metazoa; Arthropoda; Insecta; Lepidoptera; Bombycidae
Product: lysosomal proton-coupled steroid conjugate and bile acid symporter SLC46A3
Biological process (GO): transmembrane transport
Cellular component (GO): membrane
Molecular function (GO): transmembrane transporter activity
Source: RefSeq, a predicted model, not a curated record